This is a messenger RNA of Limanda limanda (common dab), 1553 nucleotides long. RefSeq names its product deoxyribonuclease II beta (gene dnase2b). The transcript has 6 exons. The coding region runs from base 47 to 1105 and encodes 352 amino acids. Gene Ontology annotation, molecular function: deoxyribonuclease II activity. NCBI's taxonomy places the organism in Eukaryota, Metazoa, Chordata, Actinopteri, Pleuronectiformes, Pleuronectidae. Gene Ontology annotation, biological process: apoptotic DNA fragmentation. The record is from RefSeq and is a predicted model, not a curated record.
AACACGAAGCUGACGCCCCUCAGAUCAUCUUGUUUGUUCUUUCAGGAUGACCUCUCUCUUCAGUUUGUGCUGUCAGGCUCUUAUCUUGUUUCUGUGUUACGCAGAUUGUGGCGCUGAGAUUUCCUGUAGAAAUGAAGCCGGGCAGCCUGUUGAUUGGUUUAUCAUCUACAAGCUGCCCAGGUAUAAGAUCGGCGAGGUGGGCAGCGGCGUGGACUACAUGUACCUGGACUCUUCACUGAAGAGCUGGCAGAUGAGUAAAUUCAUGAUUAACGCCAGUCAAGGAGCCGUCGCGAACACACUCAACCAGCUGUACAUGGGUGAGGUCUACAAGUCCAACAACUCAGCCUACGCACUCUACAAUGAUGCUCCACCAUUGAUGGACUACAUCCAAGACUAUGGACACACUAAAGGGGGGCUGCUCUUUGACCGCUCUCAAGGUUUCUGGCUGUCGCACACCGUUCCCCAUUUCCCCUCGUUCCCAGAGAGAGGCUACCUUUACCCCUCCUCCGGCAAAGUCAACGGCCAGACUGCUCUGUGCGUGACCUACCAGUAUGAGCAGUUUCUCCACGUAGCAAAGCAGCUGGUCUACCUCUACCCACGUGUCUAUAACUGCUCUGUACCGGCUGCGUUCUCGGCCGACCUGCCCCAGUUGGCCCAGUUAUGUGACGGCACCAAACCACCGCUGACCUCCGAUAAGAGGGUGCAGCAGCUCGUCUCAGUCCAGGGGGAAAAGUUUUUCAGUUUUGUCAAAUCCGAACGCUUCGUAGAUGAUAUCUACACAGGCUGGGUGGCGCAGGUCCUGGACGCCGACCUGCUGGUGGAGUCGUGGCAGAGACAAGGUCACGAUCUGCCCUCCAACUGCUCCCUGCCCAAACACGUCAUGAACAUCAAGAGGGUUCAUCUCCCCGGAUCGCUCCCGUUCAAGUCCUACCACGACCACUCCAAGUGGUGUGUGUCGCAGGGUUAUGACAACAACGUGACCUGCCUGGGGGACAUGAACAGGGAGACAACCCAGCUGAAGCACGGCGGGGGGCUGAUCUGCUCCCUCAACCCUCUGAUUUACAGGGCUUUCCGACAGGCGGUGGACUGGUACAUUGGCUGUUGACUGAGAGAGACGGACAGAACGAUGUGGACUCUAUGAGUCUGUCACUCAGAGGUUUAAAGAGGUUUUGAAUCUGUGCAGGUGUAGGCAUCCCUUUAAAGGUCCAGUGUGUAGGUUUAAGAUGGAUCUGUCAGCAGGGUCUUAUAACCUAAAUCUAAGAGUUGUUGUGUUUUAGUUGCCUUAGUAAUUUGUUCUUUGACUUUAAGGCCACAGGGAUAGGUGAGGUGAGGGGUAUCUGUUGGAAUGCAUUAUGCUCUUCCACCACUAGAUAUCACUAUACCCCACAACCUUUUAAAAAGAUACAAGAAUUUUUAAAACAUUAGCUUCUUUAAGAGCUUGUACGCUAAGUGAAUCUUAGCCAAGUACAUUCAUGUAGUUCUCAUAUCACAGUUAAACAUCACUCUAGUAUUUUGUUGUGACUCUUUCUUUAAUAAAGCAAAAAAUAAUAUUU